Molecule: messenger RNA, 1803 nt
Organism: Tetranychus urticae (two-spotted spider mite)
Lineage: Eukaryota; Metazoa; Arthropoda; Arachnida; Trombidiformes; Tetranychidae
Gene: PGAP3
Product: Per1-like protein PGAP3
Biological process (GO): GPI anchor biosynthetic process
Cellular component (GO): endoplasmic reticulum membrane
Molecular function (GO): hydrolase activity, acting on ester bonds
Source: RefSeq, a predicted model, not a curated record
AAAAAGAAACCUUGAUUGUGAGGUUUAUUUGAAUUUAUUGGGAUUUAUUCAUUGCAUUGAUCAAUUUUUAACUUGUUAAAUAACAAUUAAGGAAACGUCAUGGGUUUCAGUCAAUCAGCCAAUCAGUUUGAAGAAGCUUUUUAAUGUUAUGCUUUCUUUUUCACUUCUAGCUUAGCAACUCACUUUCAAACUCAUCUUCAUCAUCACUCACACAAAACCUCAAUACAUUUACCAGUUGAAUCUAUCUUUUUUGUUUUUGAUUUGAAUUAUAAUCAAUUUAUUAUCCUAAGGUGAAAAUUUAGCUAUACUGUCAUUCAAUUAAUGUUACCAUCUACCAUAUUCAUCAAUGAGUUAUAAGGUUUAUGGUUUAACCUUACUAUUUGUGUGCAUCUUAUUUACCAUCAAUCUUGUUGAGGCAUCAGUUGGUGAUCAUCUGUCUUAUUUUCGUAAAUGUUUGACCAAUUGUUUGUCAUCUAAUUGCUCAUCUCAACACAAAUUACUGCAAUUUUGGGAACAACAACCUUUCUACCUCAAUAUUACGCAAUGGAGCUGUGAGGAAGAAUGUAAAUAUCAAUGUCAAUGGUCAACUAUUGAUUUUCUUAUCAAUGAUUUGGAAUUGGAGCGAAAUCUUUUACCCCAGUUCCAUGGAAAGUGGACCUUCUAUAGGAUCUUUGGGAUACAAGAGCCUGCCUCAGCAUUUUUCUCUCUUCUUAAUUUGGUCUCUACUUACCUAGCUUGGACUCACUAUGCUAAACGUAUCCUUCAGGAAAGCUCAUCCAAUGAUUCAAAUGAAGAAUCAUCUGCAGCCAUUAUCGAUCCUUAUUUUUUUGUAAUCACAAUCAAUGCUAUAUUGAGUAUGAAUGCUUGGUUUUGGUCAACUGUUUUUCACGUUCGUGAUACUCUUUUAACAGAAAGACUGGAUUAUUUCUCGGCGUUUUCAACCGUUUUAUUCUCUUUCUACACCAUUGUUGUCAGGAUGAUAGACGAACAUCUUGAUUUACCUGGGAAAAGAUCAACCAUUCACAUGUCAUUGUUGGCUCCUUUCAUAAGUUACUAUUUAUACCAUGUAUAUUAUCUUAUUUUUGUACAAUUCGACUAUGCUUUUAAUAUGAAAGCUAAUCUUGUAGCAGGCUUUUCCAGUUCUCUCUUGUGGUUGAUCUGGGCUUAUAAGAGACUUUCUACUAUUCCAAUUUCGCAAUUAAAAGGCCAUCAUGUUGUCAAAUGUGUCAUAUCUAUCGUACUAGUCAAUUGUCUCCUCAUAUUUGAAAUUAAUGAUUUCCCUCCGCUUUUUUUCGUUUUGGAUGCACAUUCGAUUUGGCACUUCGGAACCAUUUGUCUACCCUUCAUUUGGUUCGAUUUCCUGGAAAAAGAAGCCCUAGAACGUCAAUCAAUGAAGGGAUCAAGUAAAGAAGCAAUAUCAACAAAACCUCAUUCUAACUAAUGCAAUUUAACCGAUUCGGACCAAGCUCAACUUUCAAGCCAAAAUAGAUUCAAUCUAUGACAAAUUAUUGGAUAUUUUUCGCAAAUUUCUGUCACAUGACAAAUUUUUUAACCCUUGCCACCUCUUCAAAUUUUUCAUGCAAGCUGCAUGAAUAAUCCGAAGUAUCGUCCAGUAGAAAUAACCUGAUCACAUGUGUCAAAAAUGUGCAAUCAUUUUAAGAUUACCAUUCUAAUCACAAUGCUAAUAACUAGAAUCGCUCAUUAACAAGUGCAAUUCCUUCACUAUAUUCUCUCCAAAAGGACAGAAUCUUAUCGUAUUUUCAAAAAAAUUAUGCCAAAAUAUUAAAGAAUUUUUUGAAUCAU